Molecule: messenger RNA, 3082 nt
Organism: Pipistrellus kuhlii (Kuhl's pipistrelle)
Lineage: Eukaryota; Metazoa; Chordata; Mammalia; Chiroptera; Vespertilionidae
Product: collagen alpha-2(I) chain-like
Exons: 5
Coding region: 1-1149 (382 amino acids)
Source: RefSeq, a predicted model, not a curated record
AUGCCGUACGAAUGCAUCCGCUCACACGGAAUGGAAACCCUGAUGAGCCUGCAAGGAGGAAUGUUAGCCUUCAAGCUCCAGCAAGCCCUGCCGGAGUGCACACUGCUGAAGUGGCAACGCUACUGCUCUGAGCGAAGAUUUUCAUUAGAAGAUCUGACCAGUGCCGAGGAUAAACAGAACGAGUUUAAGGUGCAUGGGAAGGCAGAGAAAAAUCCAAAGAGCCAGAGGGACCCCGGGAACCGGCCAGAGGGACCGCGGGGCUGCCCUCCGCCCGCCACGGCCCCGUGCGCCCCCGGCGCGCGCCAACUUGGCCGGGUUGGGCGGGGGCCGGGCGGGCGCAGGAGUCCGGGCCCCGUCGGCCCGGGCCCACCUCGCGGGGAAAAGGGCACAGAGAGUCCCGGACGGCACUCACCUCCGGGCGGGCGCUCCUCCGGUCCUGCCUGCCGCGCCGGGCGCCGCUCCGGCUCCGCGGCUCCGGGAUCGGGGAGGCGGGGCGGAGGGGCGGGGCCGGCCGCUGCCCGGCGCCAGAAUCAAACCCCGAAGCGCGCGGUGGCCACCCGGCCCCGCAAACGCGGCCAUGGCGAGGAAGUCAAUCUCCGACGCCGCCGGGUGGGGAACGCCUGUGGCUGCGUCCGGAGCCCGGCGGGAGGGAGCCCCGGAGCCCCAGGCGGGACCCCCUGCUCUGCCAGCGCUUUGUGCCCCGGGACCGGCCGGCGGCGGCGGCCUCAGUGCGCCUGCGCGCGGACCCGAGCUCCCCGAACCCACCAGGCGCCUCUGCUCACCUCGCCCGAGGUCCCCGGGACCGGCCCGCCAGCUUCUGCACCCCGGAACCAGGCCGAGGAAUUCCCCCCGCGCUUUCCUCCGCCCACGUGCCUGAGCUGGACUGUCUCUGGGGCUUUGGCAGCCUCCCGCCUUUCCCCAAACCGGCCUCGUGUCUUCCCAGUGUCCGCUCCCGCCCCACUUCGGGACGGAAUCCUCGGUGGGAAGCAGAGGGUGCCUGUCCGGAAGGGCGCAGGUGUUAGGGCGACUCCAGGGAAAACGCAAUGCCUGCCUUGGGCACCAAUUACUGAACUAGGAGGUCUGACAGUGGAUUCCGGACAAUCUCUGGGAGCAGGAGAGACGAGUAGGGAUGAAGAGGCCUGGAUUUGAGUCUUCUUUCAAACUGAAGAUGGUUCGAAUAAACAGGACGGAGGACCGACAUAAAAACCAACUAAGACAAAAACCAUUAAAGCCAGCUCUCUGAUCACCGACUUUCUUAAGGGGAGACAGAAGGGGACUCUCCUGCGGAGCGCACACCCAGCUGGGCCUUACACACGGCACAACUUUUUGCUAGGAGUUUAGAGUGAAGAGUCAUCAAACACCACUAGUUGAAAUGCUGGUCUCUGCGGGGAAAAAUCGAUGCUUCUCUACUUGUGCGUGGCAGAACACACCUGCAAAUUCCUGAAAUUGAUGGCCAUUGCCUGGUAAGAGACAGGCAAGGGGCAGCUCAAAGACAUGGGACAGGAUAUCUUAUUUUAGUCUUCCUAGGUGUGCCGGCUCACCAGGAAACAGUAAAUAAACCUCUGGGCCUGUUUCUUCAUCUGUAGAACAGGGUGUAUGGAUUCAGUAGGUCCUUUCUAAAAUACCUCCCCCCAGCCCCACCCCAGAUGUCUAUGAAAAACACAGAGAAACUUCUUCACAAGAGGGCUUGCUUACCUAGCGGUCCUCAAAACCUUGUGAGGAAGGUGGGCAAAGUCAAAGACUGAGCACCAGGACUGACCAAGGAGGAGAAAUGAUGGCUCCCUACUCGGAGGCUCUGGUUACAGACAGAGCCAUUGACUGAAUACUGUACUCAAAGGAGACCUGAUGCGUGUAACGUAGUGUUGAAUUUCAACAAAGAAGGGCUUAGUCCACUUUUCUCUUCCGGGCACAAUUGUACAACCUGACAAAGCACAGCCAAAGGCGGGGAGGAGAAUGUUGAAGGGGGACAAGGCAGACACAGGGUCUGGGGACAAUGGCUUUAGUUAAGGGGUAGAACCCUCUUUGAAAUUCAGCUUUGACACUUGCAGCCGAGGCAGUUCCUUAUAGGAUUUUCCCAAGGUUUAAUUGUCUACUGUCAUUCCUAGGAAUGACAGGAAAUACACAGAGUUCUAGAAAGCUGUUAUCAUUAUGAUUUUACUAUUAUUUUAGCAAGUCAAUUCACCCAGCUCCUUUGCAUUCACCUUAGGUUAGCCUAAUGGGAAGUUCACUUAUCUAAGCACAUAUUGUACGGAUUUACUACCUUUGUACUUAGGAGCAUGGUCCUCUCUGUAUUGUCCAUCGUUUAUGUAUCUAAGAGCUCCCGGUACAUUGCUUGGCUAAUUGGAGCUAUUUUUUAUUGUGCCAGUUAUUAUUUUGUUAUACUUUGCAAACUGAAAGUAACACAAAUGUUCUACAAUAGGGAAUGUUUGAGAUGGCAUAGGGAAGAAUGCUAGAUAGCCAGUAAAAAUGCUAAGAAUGUUGAAUCUGUUAGUACUUGUGACAUAAUUCUAAGGGGGAAGAUCAAAUACCAGGUAGAGUGUAAACACUGAUAACAACUAUGUCAAAAAAUAAAUGCUUGUGAACUACCAAGGACAAGGAGUGAUCUUCAAAGGUUGAAAGUGAUUGAAAUAGGUUAUGGUCUAAUACAUUCUUUAUCUUCAAAAGCUAAUUAAAACAUAUAUAUCAUUGUAUUUAUAAGUUAUGUUAUUGCUGUAUAAACCAAUCACCCCAAGACUUGGAAGCUUGAGACCAUAAACAUUUAUCAUCUCACACACAGUUCCUAAGGGUCAGAUUCUGGGAGCUGCUUAACUGGACGGCUCUGAUUCAGGGUCCCCCAUGAAAUUGCAGUCAAAAUGUCAGUGAGGGCUGCUGUCAUCGGAAGGCUUGUCCAUGGCUGUGGGUCCACUUCCAGUAAGGCUCUAACUAUUCCUUAUCAUGGGAACGUCUCCUCUCCACAGAGGGCCUCUCCAUAGGGCUGCUCAUGACAGGCAGCUGCUUCCCCCAAUGAGAGAGAGAGAGAGAGAGAGAGAGAGAGAGAGAGAGAGAGAGAGAGAGAGAGAGAGACAGAGGAAGAGAGGGAGAG